AUGUGCGAGAUGCUUAUGGACCACGGCGCUAGAGUUGAUGGACAGUCGCUGGAAAACUAUUAUACAUCACAGUUAUACCAGAAGGUGAAGCAUGGAGAGAUUGGUAAAGCCUCUCUGCUCUCUAUUCUCGUAUCCGCCACCCGUGAACAAAGCCAGGGUAGAGGUGACGGGUUCGUCCAGUAUCUCUUGGAUCUGGAUGUAAACCAUCAGCGCGGCACUGUUGGGUGCCCACCAAUUAAUAUGAUAAUGUUGAUUGAACCGACGGAAGGCGUUUAUGAUUAUAUCCUAUAUACAUCUCCCUUGAAAGAAGCGAUCAACUUACAGAGUAUUACACUCACAGGAAUGUUCGUUGAACAUGGUACUCCUGUCACUGAUUAUGAACAUUUCCCCAACUCCUUCGCGAGUGCUAUAAACUUUAAUACUGCCAACCUCCUCUUCCAGCGCUUCUUAAAUACUGGACUUGAUCCACGAGCCAAGGUCCUUCUGAGCAAAGAUACCGAGGAUUCUUACUUCUAUCAUCAGCAUGGUAUCAUCGAAGGCUAUGCUUAUGAAUCUGUGCUUGAACCUGCCGCUGGAUUUGGGGAUGGCUUGAGUCUCGCAACGCUCCUUCGAGCCGCAACGUGGACCGUCACAGAGAAGGGACGAGCCCUCGCCGCAGACGUGAAUGUCGAGACCACUUUGUAUGGUUAUUAUACCACACUGAGUGCGGCUACACCGCUCGUCCUUGCGGUCGAACAGCAGGAUAUUUCAUUGAUAAGGCGUUUACUAAAUGCUGGCGCAGAUUCCAGAUAUCCCCCGGCCUUCGUAUCCGCUGCUUCUACAGAAAACAAGCAGAUCAUGAAGAUUAUACUAGAGGCGGAGGCAAAUAUCAGUUCUCUUUCCUCAGAAUCCUGUGGAAUAACUGCGUUUUAG
Molecule: messenger RNA, 912 nt
Organism: Aspergillus ruber CBS 135680
Lineage: Eukaryota; Fungi; Ascomycota; Eurotiomycetes; Eurotiales; Aspergillaceae
Exons: 4
Coding region: 1-912 (303 amino acids)
Molecular function (GO): protein binding
Source: RefSeq, a predicted model, not a curated record